This is a messenger RNA of Salvelinus sp. IW2-2015, 2708 nucleotides long. RefSeq names its product BAG family molecular chaperone regulator 5-like. Gene Ontology annotation, cellular component: cytoplasm; nucleus; membrane. Lineage: Eukaryota; Metazoa; Chordata; Actinopteri; Salmoniformes; Salmonidae. The record is from RefSeq and is a predicted model, not a curated record. Gene Ontology annotation, molecular function: adenyl-nucleotide exchange factor activity; protein-folding chaperone binding. Gene Ontology annotation, biological process: negative regulation of protein ubiquitination; regulation of inclusion body assembly; protein stabilization.
AGUUCAAUGCGGAAACUCGGACAUCUGUCUGGAUCUCCGACUGUCCGACUCGAAGUUAGUGUUAGUUAGUGUGCGUGACCACUGAGCUAUAGGUGUGGCCAACUUGCAAAGAUACCACGUGACUGAGGACGGUCCACGUACCGGUCCACGUACUUCCUGUAUUGAAAUUAGGUUGGACGACCAACGUAUAACACCGAUUCAACACUGCUCUCGGAUUACUUUGUCAAAUUCUGUAACAGAACCCUUUGUCUGCGGCAGCACUAGUGUAAUAUUAGCUGUUUGCAUUGUCCGCAUGUGUAUCGAAUUAAACGCCUAACAAGCGUUUUCAUAUUCAAAAAUGUGGUCAUUACGAUCCGCUUGGCCAGCCUGUCACGCCGGGGGCAUUCUUCCCAUUCCAACCCCCCUGUGAAAAUGUCUUGCUAGCCAGCUAGUAGCUAUCUACACCUCAGCUUGUGGUUGUGCGUUGUAAUGUUUAGUAUUGUAUCCAUCUCUUCACUACUAUGGCUGUACGUUGGUUAUGCAGCCUGUUUGGGAAGCCCUUUGAUGGUGGGAAGAGAAUGGACCAUGGCAGCCAGCAGCAGCACCCAGCCAUGAAUAGGCUCUAUGAGGUCCAGCGGGAGGUUCAGUCUCUGGGCCCUCAAGUGUGCACCUUCAGCGGGCUAAAGAACGAGCGGGAGUACCGGCGCCUGGAGCGCGAGCUGACCCAGUUGCUCCUGGAAGUGGACCAGGUGAACACGGAGGGCAGGGCAGACCUACAGGGGGCACGCAAGAGAGCAGCCCAGGAAGUAGAGGGGCUGUUGCGCUACCUGGAGGAGAACGCCACCCACCCGUCUCGCCUGGCCAUCGAGGAGCUGAGCCGGGAGGCCCAGAGGCUGGUGGAGCAGGGGGUGGUGGAYCCMCAGCYGGCRGGGGGCACAGCAGAGAUCAGUGAUGAGCUGGUGGAUGCRGUGCAGGAGCUGAUACUGAGGCUCACCCAGGUGAAGACAGGAGGGAGGGUGCCCCUUCGCAAGGCUCGCUAUCGGGCCCUGACACGACUGUGUGCCGUGCAGGACGUGAUCGAGGGUCGCACGCGCCAGCAGACCCUUCCCCUGUCAGAAGACACGCACGUGGCCGUGCAGAGGAUCAACCAGGUGAUGGUGCAGGUGAGUGUUGCGCGCAGCCAGCUGGUGGCACUGCUGAUGGGGCUGAGUGGGAGGGAUAGCUGUGCCCACCUCUCCCGCGUGCUCACUGAGCUCCUAGUGGAGCUGGAUGCCCUGGACGUGUCGGGGAACGCAGCGGUCAGAAACUACCGCAAACAGGUGGUGGAGGAGAUCAACAGCCUGCUCAAACACCUGGACCUGGAGGGAGAGGGAGACGAUACGCGCAGGUAUGACUUGGGGCAGAAUGACUCUAUCCGUCAGAUUGAGGCGGUGCGUGGUCGGGUGGGCCAGCUGCAGGGGGAGGUCCUGCGACACUGUGGGGUGGGCGACCUCUUCAGGCCGAAGCCUGAGCUCCAGAGUCUCCUCACACAUCUGGACCAGGUAGACACAGCCCGUAACCCCUGUAUCCGUGAAGCCCGGCGGCGUGCCGUGCUGGAGGUCCAGGCUGUCAUCACCUUCCUGGACCUCCGUGAGGCCCUGAUCUGCCGCCAGCCCAGCCCCAACGAGCCCUCACAACACAGGGCUGUGUGGAUAGUCCUGGGCAGCCUGUCAGACCUCCAGGCCCAGGUACUCUGCUUCAAUGGCAAGCAUGCCGACAAGAGCUAUAUGCUGCUGGAGGAGCUUCUGACCAAACAGCUGCUGGCACUGGACGCGGUCGACCCACAGGGCGACGAGAUGACCAAGGUGGCCCGCAAGCAAGCAGUCAAGUUUGCCCAGAACAUCCUCAGCUUUCUGGACAUGAAGACAGAUGAGUGGGAAUACUGAUCCACUGGACAUAGCUGUAGGAUGCCCUAUGGAAUUGUAUAUAAACUGGUGCAUCAUCGCUCUAAGAGAGUUGGGGUGUGUAAAUAUUGUCUAAAUCCCAGAAUGCACGUCAGCAGCGCUUUUGUCUCUUUGUCAUUGUUGCUGGUCUGUAGGGGGGGGUGGACAACCCAAUAACAUUUUUGUGAAAUAGAAUUUGGAGAAUAGUGUUCCGACAUACAAUGUGCUUUUUAAAGUUUACAGAGCAUCUUUUUGAAAUCUACUGUAUGUGUGUGCGUUUUGAUCAGUGUUGUUGGGUUGUGGUUGCAAAGCCUGCGGCCAAAAGCACUGAAGCCUGUUAUAGUGGUGGUCAGAGUAGUUAAGAUAGUCACUUCGUCUGUUUUUCAAAAGCAGGAGUGGGACUAGAGUAAUUACAUCUUGAUGGUGUCCAUGUUUAGCUUGAUUACUUUGGAGGUCAGUUGUAAAUUUACUCAGAUGUACAUGUCUCAAAAUACUUCUUUACUGAGAUGAACCGAGUUUACAUCAGUACUGUGAGACAAGAUCUUCCUCUGUUCAUGUUGCUUCUCCACUUCCAUUUGCUCUGUCUCUCUUCCUCAAUCAACACUUCUGGGGCAAACUACCCUAACCCUGGACAUACACAGCUGUUGCUGGCAACCAUUCAGAUGACAAAUGAAAAGGAGAGCUUCUUUACGGCUUUAACCACUGUCCUACAAUAAUGAGGAGAAGGAGGAUGUAGAGUUAAAGGGCCUGUGAGAACAUUUGUCAAUAGGAGGGUAUGUUAUUAAAGGCCUCCUUGUAUAGAAUGAA